AGAUAUUUAUUGUGCCGGGUUGUCAGCCUUUUUUGACUCUUGAAUGCGUGUAUUCAGUAGUGUCCCAAAGCAGGACGUGAAGCUGGAGCUCGUACGGUCUGUCAGUCAUGUAGCGAACUAGCAACAGCUAACAGGCUAGCUGGCUAAUGUGUCCGAGCAGCAACAGCAGCAAAGUGAUUUCUUUUAUCAGUCAAAGUGGCAGUGUGGCUUCAGACUGACGAUAUCUGACAAGAGGAGAUAUAUAAAAGUUUUCAUCCCCCUUAGUCCGCGGUUUUGGGACCCAAUGUUGCCACGGGAAGAAACAGACAAACCGUGACAAAGCACUCCAUGAAUGAGUUGCAGCCAAGAUAGAGGAACGGCAAUAUAGCAAGAGGAGAGACCCUUUUCCUGCAUCAGUCUUGUGUAACAGCUUUCAACAGAGCUCGGUGGCCAGACCGUUGCCAUGUCGACCUCAUCGCUACGGCGACAAGUAAAGAACAUCGUCCACAACUAUUCAGAGGCUGAAAUCAAGGUAAGGGAGGCGACGUCUAAUGACCCAUGGGGCCCCAGCAGUUCCCUUAUGUCAGAGAUCGCCGAUCUUACCUACAAUGUCGUGGCCUUCUCGGAAAUCAUGAGUAUGGUGUGGAAGCGCCUCAAUGACCAUGGCAAGAAUUGGAGACAUGUGUACAAGGCUAUGACUCUUAUGGAGUACCUGAUCAAAACGGGUUCAGAACGUGUUGCCCAGCAGUGCCGAGAGAACAUUUACGCAGUCCAGACCCUCAAGGAUUUCCAGUACAUAGACAGAGAUGGCAAAGACCAGGGUGUGAAUGUUCGAGAGAAAGCCAAACAGUUGGUGACGCUGUUAAAAGAUGAAGAGAGACUAAGAGAAGAGAGGAUCCACGCCCUGAAAACCAAAGAGAAGAUGGCACAGACCUCCAGUGCCUCCUCAGCCCCCUCUGCACCCAGCCUGGGGGGCAGCCUGUCGCUGGGUUCACACUCUGGGGGUGCUGAUAGUGAGCAGGCUUGGCCACAGAGCUCUGGAGAAGAAGAUCUGCAGCUCCAGCUGGCUUUGGCUAUGAGUAAAGAAGAGGCAGAGCAGAAUAGCACGGACCCUCUGGAGGAUGCAGAGCUCCGCUAUGCACUCACACUCAGCAAAGAGAUUCACCAACAGGAGGAGCGGCUGCGCAGAGGUGAUGACCUGAGACUGCAGAUGGCCAUUGAGGAGAGCAAGAGGGAGAAACCAAAACCAGAGGAGAGCGCUCUGAUGGAGCUGAGUGCUGUGGACCCCUGGGGCACCCCUGCUGCUCCUGUCGUGAGCUCUGCCGGGCCCUCACCUCUACCCACAGUUUCUGCCUCUGCCGCCUCGGGCCCAUGGGGCACAGCCACCACAGAUCCAUGGGGGGUAGCAUCACCCACAUCCCCUACAAGCUCUGAUCCUUGGGGUGGGGGAGCUCCGCCCACCAUAGCUGCUCCUCCAGAUCCCUGGGGUGAAUCAUCCAACAAAGUUAACAACGUCGACCCCUGGGGAAGCUCAGCUGUGACCCCCCCAAGUGCUGACCCCUGGGGUCCUCCAUUGCCUCCCAGCACUUCCUCCUCGGGGGGGCCAGUAGACCCCUGGGCAAAGGACGGGCCUGUCCCUGCCUCUGACCCUAUCACCUCCGACAUCUGGAGUGGCUCCGCCAAACACACUAACGGCACAGGAGAUCCAGAGCAAUUAGGAUCUUCAGGAGCAGGCGCUGACAGCACAGGCUCACCGGUACCCUUUGACCUGUCCUCUCUUGGUUCUUCACUUCCUGUUCGGAAGACUCCCGAGUCCUUCCUGGGCCCCAACGCAGCACUGGUGGAUCUCGAUUCUCUCGUGCCGUCGAAACCCAAACCCAAACAGCCACCGCCUCCCUCCAUCUCGUCCUCAUCAGCACACAACCCCUUCCUUCAGAACACAGGUUCAUCUCCUGCUACUGGCAUGGCAGUGACUCCGGGCAGUACCAUUUCCAGUAGGGGGGUUUCUCCAACACCUGCAUCCUCCAACCCUUUUGGGGUGGCUCCUCCUAUGACCUCCAUCUCACCUCAGCCCUCCUCACUCGGCCUUAGUGGCCUCCGCACCAGUCCUGUGCCUCCCAAUCCCAUGCUGGGCAUGGUGCAACCAGGAAUGGGCAUGGCGCCAAUGAGUAUGGGAAUGGGGGCUCCGGGAAUGGGAAUGGGCCUGGGCAUGAUGCAGCCCAGCCCCAUGGGCAUGCCGUACAGCGGGCUCUCCCCAAUGGCACCCCCAGGCUCAGGUCUGAUGGGACCCGGAGUCGCACCACCUCCUCAGCUAAUUUUGGGUGGGCCCACAGGACCAGGAGGGGUGAUGAGUGCUGGAGGAUCAGUGGGAGGUGGAGGAACGACGGGCACGAGCACCAACCCGUUUCUUCUUUGAGGAAGUGUCACCACUACUUGGCUCACCUUUCAGCCUCCUCUGUCAUACCUGCUGCCCCCUUCAGUCACCCACCCCCCCACCAAUGCAAUUUGUGUCCAAAAAGAAAAAUGUCUACAUCUCUAUAUUUAAAGAAAACAAACAAAAAAAACUAAAUCAAAAAAAUGUUUCAUCUUUUCCUUUUUGAAAGCAUUAUUUCAUUUCAGAAUAAUUAUUUCAUUUAUUUAGUCCUUUCAUUUCACAGGUUAUUUUACGGGUGGGAAAUAGAGAUCUAUUUAUUUUGUUUUAAUUCAGUUCUGUUCUGUAUCGUACUUCAUGUGUUUGUUUUUGUUUUUCAUUUUUGGUCCUUUCAGUCCUGUCUUGAAAUGAAGGUAAGUCUGUGAUACCUCGAGGCUUUUUCAGUAGUGUCUCUAUUCUAACAUUACUGCACUGGGAGAGAGGGAGGAUGAGGAGACAUAGCCACUAACAAACUGGACAGAGAAACUGUUGUACCUGCCUCUUCCUCUUCUCUCCCUCUAGGAUGAAGACAAACACUGAAUCACUGAAAUGAAACGAGUGCAUGAAGAGCUAUUUUUAAUGAACUGUAGACGAGAUAUGGGCUGAACAACUUGCAUUAACAUUUCAGGCACAAUGUGGUCAAAUUGUUUCACUUUUAAUUUAAUGGUAAAUGUAAUUUAUUUUUUCCAACUUUUUGGGAACAAAUAAACAAGGAGGGUCAUGUGAUGAUGCCAUCUAGAUCAAAUGCCUUUUUUUCUCCAUUCUUCUUCUUCCUGGUUACUGUAGAAAACCUAAAAAGAGCUCUGAGAUCUGUGAUCCGAUGGGGGGAGAGAGGGAGGGAUGCUUGUUGAGAGUGUGUGUGUGUGUGUGUGUUUGCAGCAAAGUGCGAAUGAGAACACAAAUGCUCAUUUGUGAGUGUGCAAGUACACAGUUGUGCAAAUGUUCAUGUCUGUGUAUGUGUUUCAGUAACUGUCUCCAUUUUUUUUUUUUUUUUUUUCUGUGUCCGAUCUCAUUUCAGUGACUCAGAAAGGAAGAAACCACAUUGAUUAUUUUUGCUUUUGGAAGUUGUAAUAAUAAGAUGUAAUGUGGGGAUUUCAAAUGAGGUGUUAUAAGGGUCACGUUUGUUUUUUUUUGUUUGUUUUUUUUCCCUGCCAAUCAUAUUUCGCACUCUUCUUUUCAUUAAUUAAAAGCAGUUUUUCUUAAUCACACAUUUCAUACGGGAUUCCUGGCAUGCAGGUGUCCCAGAGCAGCACUGUCCUUGUGUUUCAUCCCCCUUUCCUUUGGAGAGGGACGGCAACCGAUGCUUCUUUAAAAAAAAGAAACAAACAAAAAAAGACAAUUACUUCAGCGAAUGAAAGGAGAUAAAACUGGGACUCGACAAUAUGCUUUUCAUGCUGUUCUUUUAAUUUAGUUUGAUGAAUUUAUUGUUAUUUUAUAUCAACAAGAAGAAUAUCUCUUUUAUCGGGUAAGGUGGAAUUUUGUGUGGUGUUGACUGUGAACAUUCACAUUUGAAAAGUAAAAUGGAAAAAAAUCAGAAGAAAUUUAUGAAAUAAAACAAAAACACG
Oreochromis aureus is the source of this 3954-nucleotide messenger RNA. It is a transcript of the gene epn1a, whose product is annotated as epsin 1a. Gene Ontology annotation, biological process: endocytosis. The record is from RefSeq and is a predicted model, not a curated record. Bases 443 to 2395 code for a protein of 650 amino acids. Gene Ontology annotation, molecular function: phospholipid binding; clathrin binding. Gene Ontology annotation, cellular component: plasma membrane; clathrin vesicle coat; endosome. NCBI's taxonomy places the organism in Eukaryota, Metazoa, Chordata, Actinopteri, Cichliformes, Cichlidae. The transcript is spliced from 14 exons.